Messenger RNA from Sycon ciliatum, 4039 nucleotides. RefSeq lists its product as uncharacterized. The transcript has 20 exons. Bases 501 to 3509 code for a protein of 1002 amino acids. Lineage: Eukaryota; Metazoa; Porifera; Calcarea; Leucosolenida; Sycettidae. The record is from RefSeq and is a predicted model, not a curated record.
CUAAUGCAAGUUAGUUCCGAAAAGACGCAUUGAAGCGAGCGUUCUAGUUCUGUGCCAAGCUACCUGGCCAGCCACCUCACCCAGCAAUGGCGACUGUGCAAAUAACUACCGAGAACGGAAAAUGUCUUCCGAAGUGGCCGGAUUCUCGACUGUGCGGAAGCAAAACAGGCAUGCUGUUUCCAUUCUGCCCCUAGUCCUAGCGCAGGCUGAAAAGACCUUCUGGAAAACAACCUCAAACUUCAAAGCCACUACAAGUGUAACCCAUGGUGCAUGGUGGAGUGUUCUCGUCACGCCGACUUGCGGCCAGAUGCGCUUUCUGGUCACGGCCAAACUCCCGGGCCGCGCGGGGAGGAAUGCCGAGUUUAGCGCAUCACUUGUAGAUCAAAUUCAACAGUCGUUACACUGGCCUCCCCACUGUGCAUUUACGUUUGUCGAAGUCCGAUUUCCCGAAAGCAAGAAUUCACCUCGGAGGCAACCCAGGUCGUCAAGAAGGCUAUGCAAUGGGCGAACCGGCGACUAUUUUGCCAACGUUAGGGCAUUGCAGGGGUGGCGGUAAAGUUGUUAUAACUCUGCCGGCCACUGCGGCACCCGCAACCAAGUACCGUGUUUCUUUCCGGAGUGUGUUUGACCGCUCACUUUGCAGCACGGCCAAUGCCAGCGAAGUGAAAAAUGGUCUGCUUGAGUGUAUCCUGCCUGACCAUGGCCGUACUGAUGUGACUGAUGUCACUGUGGUAGACGCGGUUCACACCGACUCGACACAGCAGCACCAGUACAAGGUUUCAACACAGUUUCAGUUCCAAGACAACAUGUCCCUGAAGCUGUGCUAUGCAAUGCCAAUUUCUUGUCCGGACUUCCGCUACUUGCUCGUCAGUUUGCUUACCCUGCCCAUUGAGGAGGUACUACAGAACUACAAUGCUGUAGAUGCCAUGAUGGUAUCGGCUAUGCAGCAACGACCACCGCUCAUCACAUCAAUAGAGGUCAAAUCACUGUUUGAAGGUUGCCGAUUAUGUUACAACAAUGACAAAGCCAAUCUUUUUCACUUUGCUGCUGAGUUUGGCUUGCCUCGUUUUGCCGAGAUCUUAACCACACAGUCAGCGGGCAUCAAGUACAGUCUGAAGGCUGAGCUAUUCCGGAGAACGUCGCACGGAAACACGCCACUGGCUAUGGCCAAGAAGAACCCAUCAUCCUGUGGGAAAGAAGUCAAGGCUGUGCUAGCUGAUGCAAUUGCUGAGUUCAAUGAAAGCAAGCAUGAUAAAGCAGGGAGAUCUGCAAAGAAAGAGAAGAUGCGGGAUCGUGCUCAGAGCACUCCAAGCCGUUUACCAAACUCAGUAAUACCUCAGCAGCCCCCUCUGCCAACUGUAGAUUGUGAGGAGGGUGGUGCUGCGGGACCGGGUGUGGGAGUUCAGAGAGCGAAGUCAAAGCGAAAGUUCUGGGGCAAGAAGGUAUCCAACUCCCAGGUUAAAUCCGAGUGUGUUGGUGCUACACCUGUCCCUGUUCCUGGUGCUGAAAGUCUUCUCUACCACGUGGCUGUUCUGAAUAUCUCCACAGAGAGUGACAGUGACUCAAGCACCAAACAUGUAGACAGGACAACAAUCCAUUACUACUGGAACAACGCCUUGGCAUUUGUACAAGCUACUGCAGACUGUGCCCCCAAAUCAAGGAAAAUGCUACCACUUAAGAUGGGUGAUGUUGCCAUUGUGACAAAGAGAGGUGGCGGUGGUCAGGCCGGAGAUGCCCAUGGCAUGGUGAACAAUGCAGAGAUAGGACAGUUUUCUCUGAGUCACGUGAAACGCAUCAGUAAGGCGGAAGCGCAGACUGCGCUGGGAUACCAUCCAGCAACAAGACAGUCCACUUCACUACCGACACUAGAACCACCUCAAGAGACUUUACCUGCUGCCAGCAACAAGGAUGAUGGUGUGAUUAGUGAGUAUGAAGUCAUGGAGAGGCCAUCAUCAAAAGCAAAUGGCAUCCAGGAGGACACUGUGCGCUGGUAUCGAGUCACUCAUCAGGCGGAAGUCACUCGGGAUUUCGAACAAGACAUGGACCAACAGAUUCACGUUGAUUAUCUGCCAUUGCAGAUGAAGGAUGUGGUGAAUGUGGUCUGUAUGCCAGACCGUGAAGAGUGGGCACUGGUGGAACAUCGUGGACGUGUCGGCAGAGCGCUCUAUGCCACAUUGCGAGCUCUUUCUGACACAGCAGAACCCGUGAGAAUGAAACCUACUUAUAUGGAUGCCAGGCUGGGCAAUGAGGCACUCCAGCCUGGAGAUAUGAUUGCUGUGGGAAUAACAUAUUCCAACCAGUUGAAAAUCUCUGCAGUGCUGUAUGGCAAGGACACAGCUGACAGCAUGACAAUGCAGCCAUCGAGCACAUUGCAAGCUGCAGGAAAACAGCAACACCGACCUGAAGUGAUCUACGACAGUCCAGAGACUGCCGACUGUGUCCGUAAGCAGUUCAAAAAACGCAGCACCCAGCACCACAAUGGUGGGGACGGAGGCGGCGGCAGCAGCUCAGGCUCCACUCAGGAUGGUGAAGUUGAUGGUGAAGUUGGCACUGGGUUUGACUGUGGAUCAGAUACAUCAGUGCAGUCUUCCUCAUCAUCAGUUCUACCUGCUACUCCAAGCAGUAAAGGCACUGCUGAAGGGCAAGGCUCUGGGAAGGGCGGGCACUCUUUAGGUCUAUCAGUAUCACCACCUCAUGCCAGAAGAAAGCAGGGUAAUCCUCACAAUGCCAGACAGCCACAGUCGGACAGCCAGCGCACCUCUUCACAUAGCCGUGGCAGUACUGGUAACAUGGACACUACUGACUCGACCAAUUUGACCGUCAAACCCACAGAUGCUUCAGGUUCUACUCGUCGCAGUGACCCUAAUGUUCACAGUUCGGUGAUGAAAGCUGCCCCGGAGGUUGCCUCAAAGCCUCAGUUCCUCUACCGAACGCAGAGUGUUGACACAGCCCUGGACACUGAUGGGAAUGCCAGCAAGUUUAGCAAAGUAUCAGGAGUUGGCAAGAGUGCAGGGUCUCGCACAUCACCACUGCAAUCUGCUGGUGCCAAAGUGAAGGACACACACGGCACAAAGCACACAGACCACUCGCCUUCCACUACUGAAGCUAAAACACAAAACGACAAGAGUAAAUCUGGCAAGGCCAGCUCAUCUAUUUCGGAGCACAGGCUGUCAUUGAAGUCUGCACCCUCAUCUGCUACAAGUCACGGACAAGCUAAAGCCGUCACCAGCAAGCCUCGUCCAGCCAGCAUAUCUGGGCUAAAAUCCAGCUCUCGUGAUCCACCACCUCUCAGUCCAAAACCAACAUCCAAGAAGGAUACACCUAAAUCAGCCACCUUGCCUGCUGGUUCACAACUACAGCAAGGAACCGCGCCUAGUGCAAGCAAAGUAGUAGUUCCAGGAGCACUUCCUCCAUCCAGCUUUACACGACAAGAAGUUGCACGUCUUGAUCAGCAGCAGUUCCCAAUAAUGAAGGUUGACUUGCCAAUGGCAGCGCUAAGAAAGCGUUAAAAACAAAGUGCGUAUGCUGGAUAUGGCUUCACAGACGCAGGUGCACCUCACGCUACAUAUUUAUUAUGUUGUUCAGAAUGAGGAGUUUCUUGAACAGUAGUGAAUGUCGCCAACCGGUUUCUCUCCUCUCCGAUCAUGCUUUUUUUCUUUUAUGAUGCACACGCUGCAACAAGUCUUCAAUUUUUGGAAUGUUUCCUUUGGCAAACCAUUUUCGACAAAAGGGCAACAGGCAGUUUCUUUUUCUUCAUUGUUCAUUCUAUCCACUACUGAUACAAUCUCUUUGAGAGUACAAAUGCGUGCACUAAACCAAUACAUUCUCAAGCGUCCUGACCUUCGGCCAGGCAUUUUCGACAAAAGGGCAACAGACAGUUUCUUUUUCUUCUUUGUUCAUCCUUUCCACCGCCGAUGCGUUCUUUUUAAGAGUACAAAUGUGUGCACUAAAACAAUAUGUUUUCAACCAUUUUGAUAAGCAUUGUACGAUGAAGAUUGGAUAAAACAACAUUGAAUAUACCGGCAUGGUGAGUUUACAA